This is a messenger RNA of Melopsittacus undulatus (budgerigar), 669 nucleotides long. RefSeq lists its product as uncharacterized. The record is from RefSeq and is a predicted model, not a curated record. Bases 1 to 669 code for a protein of 222 amino acids. Lineage: Eukaryota; Metazoa; Chordata; Aves; Psittaciformes; Psittaculidae. The transcript has a single exon.
AUGGGCGUGAGAGAGAGCGCGAGAGAGAGGAGGGGGUGUUCCCCCCCUCCUGUGGUGUGCGCGCGGGGGGCGGGGUCGAGCCGGGCCGCGGCCGGCGGCGCCCGGAGUUGGUUGUUGCGCGCGGUCGCAGCCCCUGUCCCGGCGGUUGGUGCCUGCCUGAGGGAACCGAUCCCCCGGAGCCCCCGCAGCGCCGCCGCCUCCCCUCUCCGCCUGCCCGCGGGAGGGGCCGCGGAGCCCCUGCCAGGUGAGCGGCCGGUCCGGGCGCGGGGUGUGGAGGGGGUGAUGGCCCCUUGCGCUCUGAGGGGAGGCCGCCGGCGGCUCGGGUUUCCUCCGCGGGGCCCCGGCCGGGGGCAGGAGGAAGGGGCCGCGGCGGGCCGGGAAGGGGGGUCACUCCCGCUGUGCCUGAGGGGGUCCCGGGGGCGCCCUCCCCCACAGCGGGCGGCGCUGGUCGCUGUCUGCGCCCGGAGCGUCCGGCUGGCGCCGGCAGCCUCCCCGCGGCCCCCCGCGGGGCUGUGCGACGCCUUCGCCCCCUCCGCAGCGGAGCGCCCGUGGGUCUCCUCCCGCAGCCCCCUGAGCUCGGGGGGAAGUUGUGCGUCGGGACCCCGCGCCCCGCGGCUGGGGAGCGCUGCGCGGCUCGCGGGCGAACACCUUCUAGGAACUGCCCGGUAA